UUGUAAUAAUAAGUUACAAUGGAAAGUUAUAGUGAGCCUGUUGAAGUCCAGUCCCUGGUCGAUAGUUUGAUGAUCGUGAGGCAAAUGGAAGAGCCUGAAGAGAGAGCAGAGCGGCUGAUGAGGGAGAAACAGAGGAGAAUUAAUGAGUAUGGAGAAAGAAUGAAGAAACUGAAAGAAGAACAAAGAAAAUUAAUGAAAGAAAAGCGAGAAAAGACCCAAAGACCACAACAAGAAGAGCUUAAGGAGAAAGUUAUUCAAGGACAAUGAGAUAAAACUGGCAGAUGGGAGAGAAUAACCCUUGGGUUUCGCAAUAAAAUUAAUGAUGCGAAGAAAAGAAUCUAUGCUCUUGGAGCUCAAUAUCAAGGUAUUCAAUCUGUCAAUUCUGAAGAAGUAAAGGAGAUUAAUGAGGAGCCUGAUAGAAAUGCAUCUUCUCUGGAGAAUCACGAGGAAGAAAAGGUUAUCCAACCUGAGGAUGAAGAACUUAAGACACUCCCUGAUGAAGACCACACAGACUUCACAGAUGAAGCCGACAGAAGGGCUGCAGCUGCCGAAGCCAGAAAAGAGAAAAUGAAGAGAGUCCUUGAGCUGAGGGAGAAAGCCAAAGAAAUGUACUCCAAGAGGAAUAUUGAUGAAAGGACUGGCAAUAGAGGAAUUAUUGGUCGAGUCAGAAGACAAAUGAGGAGACCUGAAUGGAACGGUAACGGAGGUAUGGUCUUCGAAGAGCUCAAAGAGAAAGAACUCGUGUUCAAGGAAAAACUGGACAUCGAAAAUACCCCUGACUCUGAACUUAUCCAGGACUACAAAGACCAAAUGAUCUUGAUCAGAGACUUCAUAUUAUUCAACAAGCGCAUUCCUGAUAAAAAGGUCAACCCUAAAGACUUCAUAGACAAGAAGGACUACCUGAGAAAACAGCUAAACUUGAACUCUUUCUCUUAUUACGACGGAAACAUGCACACAGGGUUUAAAAUCAUCGAAACAGUUAAUUUACAAAAGCUUUUUGUAUAUGACCCCGAACACGAAUGCUAUAGUGUAAUCUCAGGUGAGAAAGCUCCAACAGAUUCUACAGAUAAAGGAAUCUUCUCAUACUUUAACACUGAAGGGAGAGAAUGCAUCCACUGUACUGAGCAAUUCCAAAAGGGCGAUAUCCUAAUGAAACUCUCCGCUUGUGGGCAUACAUUCCACGCUGACUGUGCUGAAGAGUACAUGUACUAUAGCAACAAAUGCCCAUUGUGCAGAGCGAGGCUCUACAAGAAAUAACCGUAUUAUGAAAUUUAGUAACAAAUAAUUACGCAAUG
Moneuplotes crassus is the source of this 1295-nucleotide messenger RNA. The record is from the annotation of a GenBank genome assembly. Lineage: Eukaryota; Ciliophora; Spirotrichea; Euplotida; Euplotidae.